AUGAAUCAAUUGAUAGAAUUCAUCUCCGACAACACCUCACUCAUCAACCUCGUGCAAAAGCUCCCCGUCGAACUCCACCACGAUAUUAUGGUUCUAUUAGGGGAAAGUUUCUAUGCUGAUAGAACAGCUAAACAAACUGUUGAAAUUCUAAAGAGAAGAGGGAAAUCAUUGAUUUCUAAAGUGGAUGCAUUGAAGGCCAAGAUGCAAGAUCUUAAAGCUUCCUUUUUCGAUUCCACUGCUUCUGAAGUUGCAGAAGAUCUUGUGGAGAUUAGAGAGUAUGAGGAGGACGAUUCUGCCAAAAGGGUGUCCCAAUCAGGUCCAGUGGAACUAGAAUCCCCUAGUGUUGCUGAAUUGGACAAUAAAGCGAGUGAAUCUGAGGAUGAUGGGUAUGCCCGUCUAAUGUCAAGGUUGGAGGAACUUGAGAAGGAAGAACUUGCAGCUGAAGAUGACGAAGAAAAUGAUGAAGAUGAGGAUGCUAAUGCUAAUGCUACUGAAACUGAUGGUGAUGGUGAUGGUGAUGAAGAUGAGCUAACUGAAGCUGCUUUUUACGGGAAAAAAGAUGAAGGAUACAGUUCUCUUGAUCAUGGUCAAAGAUAUUUAGAGUCUCAGCCGAAGAAACAGCUACAACAGUCCAAAGGCAAAGAUUCAAUGAAUGAAGAGAUGUCUACCAAGUAUAAUUAUCAAGAUUUAACUAAUCAGUUAGCUUGUACAGGAUUGACAACGGAACCUGUUACCAAAGGUGAAAUAUCACCCAGCCGGAUUAUACAUCAAGAAACAAAGAUGUUAAAUCCUCCCGUAAAUGCAUAUGUGCCUUCUGAAAAGUCGAGUUUGAAGCAGAACAUUCAUGAUUCGUCAAGAAAUGAGAAACCCGUACCGACCACAAAAACAGAAUUUGAUAGUUCCAAGGUGCACUACCUUUACCGUGUCGGUUACUUUGUCGUGAGCAUGAUGUGUACUGAGAUUUUACCGACUCCUUGUGCAGGCUUUUACAGGUAA
Messenger RNA from Hibiscus syriacus, 996 nucleotides. Its product is annotated as nonsense-mediated mRNA decay protein 2-like. The record is from RefSeq and is a predicted model, not a curated record. The coding region runs from base 1 to 996 and encodes 331 amino acids. Gene Ontology annotation, molecular function: phosphatase inhibitor activity; transcription corepressor activity; chromatin binding. Lineage: Eukaryota; Viridiplantae; Streptophyta; Magnoliopsida; Malvales; Malvaceae. The transcript has 8 exons. Gene Ontology annotation, biological process: negative regulation of phosphatase activity; negative regulation of transcription by RNA polymerase II.